Molecule: messenger RNA, 3041 nt
Organism: Urocitellus parryii (Arctic ground squirrel)
Lineage: Eukaryota; Metazoa; Chordata; Mammalia; Rodentia; Sciuridae
Gene: Apobr
Product: apolipoprotein B receptor
Biological process (GO): lipid transport; triglyceride metabolic process
Cellular component (GO): membrane
Molecular function (GO): very-low-density lipoprotein particle receptor activity
Source: RefSeq, a predicted model, not a curated record
CACACAAGAUGGACUUCCUCCGGCUACACCUCCCUGGGCUGCAUCAGGCCUUGAGGGGGGCACUGGAUUCCUUCAGUGCCUUUUUGUCCUACCUCAUAGGAGAUGAGGUCCCCACUGUACAGCAGGAGGCACAGGUAGCCAAAGAAUUGCAGGAGGUAGCAGCAGGAGAGCCAGAGAAGACUGUAGAGGAGGAAGCCCAGGAGGCCCUGGAAAGCCUUAGAGACCGCCGGAGCCAGGGGUUUGGGAAGCCAGGAGAGCCUGGAGAGGCUGGGAGAUGCCCAGAGGGAAGCUCUGCUGCAGAACAGACCUGGGGCUGGGGAAAAGGUAGCUCCCAGGGCUCUCAAGCAGAUAGGCAGGACACUGAGACCCGGGAGGCAGCCAGGGCUUCCGGGGACCAGGAGCCAAGUACCCCCCUGGAGGCUAGGAAGAAGUCUGAGGCAGGGUCCAGGGCUCAGCAAGACAGGAGCGGUCACUCCAAGGAAGGACAGGAGCCUGGUGAGCAGGAAGUGAGCAGAGGGGAGACAACGAGAAACUGGGAACAUGAGGAGGAAGAGGUCAGGGUGACAGAGCCAGGGAUGGCCAGGGGGGUGGAGUCAGAGUGGACCUGGCACCGAGAGCCUGAGGUGAAGGCGGGCAGUAGCGGGCAGAAGGUAGCAGGGGACAGCGGGGAGACAGAGCAAGUGGUUUCCGAGGCAGCUGCAGAAACUGAAAACUUUGAGGUCAGAGGGCCUGAGAGGGAAGAAGAGGGGGUGGUAGUGGUGAGGAAUGGCCAAAGCAUAGGGACACAGGGGACAGGGGUAGAGUCUGAGGACUGGGCAGCCUUGGGCAGAGAAGAGGCCAGAAUAACCUCCUCAGACAGGGAGCAGGUCGCCGCAGCUUUAGCCAGGGAAGAGUCUGACCUCCCAGGAGUCAGGGAGACCGAAUAUGGGCCAGUCCCAGGAGAAAGGAUCCCGGAAGUUACUGGGAUCAAGAUUCAAGAAGAGGAGAAGGGAGAGACUGAAGUGAAGCUUUUCCCCCAAGAGACCCAGGUCCUGGGCACUGAGGCAGUUGAGGGCCAGACAGCAGGGAGGGAGGCAGAAGGCCUCGAGUCAGAGGAGGAGGCAGGGGAGGGCUUUGAGGGGGACAUCGAUCAGCAUGGGAAAGAGGCCGAGGGGAGGCAAGAUGAGCAGAUCAGGGCUGAUGGAGCUCUUCCAGAGGAGGAGGAGGUACAAGCAAAGGAGGACUGGGAGGAGGAAGGGAGUUGCCUGGUCACAGAGGCUAAGCUGGCCCUGGACAAAGAGGCUCGAAGUGAUGAUGAUGACUUGGAGGCAGCCCCAGAGGUCAGGCCUGGUGAAGAGUUUGUUGAGGAGAGAAGUAAGGAGGCUCAGAGGAGCCAAGAAACAUUGGAGGAGGAGUGGGAUGACCUCAAAUUCAAGGUCACCAAAGGCCAGGAGCCUGAGCUGAUGGGAGGUGUCUUGACCCCAACAGAGCAACCUCAGGAAGGACAGGGGGUUCAGGAAGAACUAGGGAGAGUUUCAGACCUGAGGACAGAGGAGAUGGAGGGGAGGCUGGAGGAACAUUCCAGGCACACGGGGUCUAUAGAUCCUGAGGUCCCUGAGGGAGAAGACUGGGAAAACCAGAGGAGAAGGGACAGGGAAAGUAGUAACACCCAGGAGGAAAAAACAGAUACUGAAGAUGAGGAGGAGGAGGAGGCUACAGGAGGUCAGGCACUGGAGGCCAAGGCCAAAGGAGGCUGGGAGUCUGACUUGUCAGAGAUCCAAGGAUGUGCAGCACAGGAGGGGGAGGGCUUUGUAGCAGAAAACCAGGAGCUGCAGAAAAUUCAAGGGGAAGAGGCAGAGGAAGACCAGUCACCAGGAGAAACAGAGGCCAGAGAAACUGAGGAUAGCGAAGUGGAGGCCUCAGGACCAUCGGAGGCAGACGUCACAUCCAGGGGAGGCUGGAGGCUGGAGGAGGCAGCUCUGGGCCUCCAGAACCAGGAGGAGGCACAGACCAGUGCUUUGGCUCCUGAGAUUGUGGAGGAUGAGGCAGUCCUGGUUGUGAGGGCUGCUGGGGCUGAGGAAGGGCCAGAAUUCCAGGAGUCUGGGGCAGUUUGGGUGGGGGAGUAUGGGAGAGGCUGGAACUCAGAAGAGAGAGAGGAGGCUGAGGGAGAGGCAGAGCUGGUGGAGGCUGCAGAGGGAGGGAACCGAGGUGGGCAGGAUUUGGGCCUAGAAGGCUCAGCAGGGGAGGAGGUGACUGGCAGAGAUGGUGAAGCAGAGGCUUUUGAGGCCAGGGCUGGAGAUGAGGCAGGGGUGGGGGGACCUGCCAUGGCAGAAGGAAGUGGUGGGAUGGAGGGCGUUACCUCAGGCUCCCAGGCAGCAAGAGCAGAGAGCGCUGAAGCCAAAGUGGAGGCCGAGGGGCUCCUGGGAGAGCAGCUGUUGGAAGAGGCUGGGGGCUGGCAAGCCAGAGAGCAGGGGACAGACAGUGAGGGGCAGUGUGGGGACCACCACCCUGAGGGAGAAGGACAAAGGCUGCCGCCUGUGGAGGACUCUGGGACUGGAGGCCAGAGGUCAGAGGCCAAGGAGACUGAUCCAGAAGGCCUGGAGGAUGUUCAAGGCCAGGAGGUGCAGCUGACACAGCAGGGCCUUGUGGAGGUCCUGCCUGGGCCCUCGGACACUGCUGAGGCUGCAGAAAGUGCCAGAGGGGACACUCACAGCAGCUGGUGUGAGGCCUUGCUUCCUGGGCCCCUCCUGGAUGUCUCUGCCCCGAGGAGCCGCGCCCUCCUCUCCCGAAGCUCCUCACAGCGUCGCUCUCGGCCCUCUUUCCGGCGAGUCCAGGCCUCCGAGGAGCCGGAGGACCCUCCUAGCCCUCAGCCCGAGGAGGGACUGUCAGCCCCCGAGCAGAGGCCACUCCAGCUGGAGGAGGCCCCAGAGCCAAGCCCCCCGAGACCUGAAGGGACCCCAGUGCCAGCCAGGAGAAAGACUUUGGGACUCGGGUUUGGCCUGGCACACCCGGGCAUGAUGCAGGAGCUACAAGCCCGCCUGGGUCGGCCGAAGCCCCAGUGA